This is a messenger RNA of Pogona vitticeps (central bearded dragon), 1709 nucleotides long. It is a transcript of the gene KCNE1, whose product is annotated as potassium voltage-gated channel subfamily E regulatory subunit 1. Gene Ontology annotation, cellular component: voltage-gated potassium channel complex; membrane. The record is from RefSeq and is a predicted model, not a curated record. Gene Ontology annotation, molecular function: transmembrane transporter binding; voltage-gated potassium channel activity involved in ventricular cardiac muscle cell action potential repolarization; delayed rectifier potassium channel activity. Gene Ontology annotation, biological process: membrane repolarization during action potential; ventricular cardiac muscle cell action potential; regulation of ventricular cardiac muscle cell membrane repolarization. Lineage: Eukaryota; Metazoa; Chordata; Lepidosauria; Squamata; Agamidae.
GCUCUCUUUUUCAAACCUGUCUAGAAAUCAGAAUCGGAGGCAGUGGCCACAAUGCUGUCCAAUAGCACAGCCUUGCAUUUGCUCCUUUCAAAACUGCUAGAAGACUAUGCUGCUGAGACGAAUCAUCCUACACCAGAACCAGUCGUUGCUACAAGCGACCACCUGGAAGUAGUGUUUAUACUCUUACUGUUUAGCUUCUUUGGCUUCUUCACCUUGGGAGUCAUGAUUAGCUAUAUCCGCUCCAAAAAGCUUGAACAUUCAAAUGACCCGUACAAUGUGUACAUUGCCUCAGACAUCUGGUACAAGCAGGACAAGGCUAAUGGCCAAACCAAAGUGGUGGGAAACUAUAAAUUGUGUCAUGUCUUGAAAAACAAACAUGCAGUAGAACAACCAACCCAUCAUAUCCCAGAAGUGACCUCUUCAUAGCAAAUGGGCAGUUAAUCCCACAGGCAUCGUGCAGGAUGUUUCAAGAGUGAAAAGCAAAGCAAAGGAAGCACUUGGACUAUAUUGAUCAAAACCAGAAUGAUAAGCAAAUAGUACUCCUUCUACAUAACCACAUAGUAUGCUAAUGGCCACGCUGGCUGAGGAUGAUGAAGGCUGAAGUUCAACACAUCUGGGAGGCACCAAGGAAGACUGCCCUCCCUCAAUGAAGGAAAUAUGUUUUCUAGUAUAAUGGAGUGCCUCCAAUGCAUUUUGAACCACAGUAGUAAUGCUCUUUCUAUUUCAAGUAUCAAACAGUAUCUGCUGAAGGAAGUAUCUUCAGAUUUUAAUCUAUUCACAGAAAAAAAAAUUGAACAAAACUCUGAACUGGGUCUUGUUCCAUAAGACCUGUCCUUCACACUAGUGAGGAAGCAGAGUUUGAGCCACUAGUUGCUUAGGUGCAUAUAACUACAGGCUAGAGAUGUGUGUCCUGUUCACACACAUAGCUGAAAUACCUCCACGUAACCAACUGUGAACAUGUUCCUGAUUCACGAGGGACGAAGGAGGAUGAAGUCAACUUAGUGUCAUGCUAGUGAUAUAAUUUCCUUGUACAAUUUAAGUCUUCCAAAUCGGUAGGCUUUUAGCCACUUCAAAUUUCUGUUGUGUGUGUGUGUGUGUGUGCAUUGUUGUUUUUUUAAACUGCCAUGAGCAGUUGUGCAACAUUAAAGCAGAUUCUGUAAAAUGUGAACUUAGAAGGCAGAAAAAUACAGACAUAACUGUAUGUACUUUGUCAAUACUGUGAAGGUUUCUAAUAGAAUACACCUGUAGCAAAGGAAAGGAAAUGUGAAUAUAACUACAUCAUACAUGGAAUAUUCCUUUUCUAUUCUUUAUGUUCUGCUAUUUUGCUGCUAUUGUUUCUGAAAGCUUGUUACUUAAGAUUGUGUGUCUUGUCUAAAUUUACUUUUCAGUUCCAGGAAAGGAACUCAAAAUUGAAGUGGAAAACGACAUGUCUCACAGUGACAAAUUACCACUAAUUUAAAAGUUCUGCCUGGAUUCCCAGUUGCAAACAACUCAGGUGGCUUGAUGUGUGACCAGGAAUCCAGGAGGGAAAUAAUUAAUUAGUGGCAAUUCAUAACCUUAAAUAACACAAUUUCCUGUUGCACUGGCCAAGCAUGCAACAGGAUUUUGGUCACUGCAUUUGAAAACUAGACACGGCUAUGUUAAAUCAGCUAUACAGAUUAUGUGGUACAUGUCUAUUACAAUCAAUCAGAAAAUUGUUAUGAAAUCAA